AGGUCUGGAGCCAGAGAAAAUGAUCUGAAAUUGUAGCAGGAGAAAUUGAGGUGUAUGAAAAAUAAUUUCAAGUUUAACAAAUAGAAGGAAACCACAGGGUCCAUGUCAAAGCUGAUGAGCUAUUUCUGAAACUCGUGCAGAAUUGUGGUUUGUGUGGUCUAUGUCACGGCACCCUUGAGGGAGAGUGGGCAAUUGCCUGAACUUGGAGGCUGUGUCCUGUCCCCAGGCUGCUCCAGGGCUGCCUCCUUCCGACUGGGCCUUCUUAUCUGGGACUGUUGAGGGCAACAGGCCUUCCGAAGACCAGUGAAGAAGGAGGCCCUGCAGACAGGAGGCUGACAGGGUAGGAACAAGGCCAUGAUCCCUUUGCAGAAGGACAACCAGGAGGAGGGUGUCUGCCCCAUCUGCCAGGAGAGCCUGAAGGAGGCCGUGAGCACCAACUGCGGACAUCUCUUCUGUCGAGUGUGCCUGACACAGCAUGUGGAGAAGGCCUCAGCCUCUGGGGUCUUCUGCUGCCCCCUCUGCCGGAAGCCCUGUUCCGAGGAGGUGCUAGGGACAGGCUAUAUCUGCCCCAACCACCAGAAGAGGGUGUGCAGGUUCUGUGAGGAGAGCAGACUUCUUCUAUGUGUGGAAUGCCUGGUGUCCCCUGAACACAUGUCUCAUCAUGAACUGACCAUUGAAAAUGCCCUCAGCCACUACAAGGAACGACUCAAUCGCCGGAGCAGGAAGCUCAGAAAGGACAUUGCAGAACUUCAGCGGCUCAAGGCUCAGCAGGAGAAGAAACUGCAGGCUCUGCAGUUUCAGGUAGACCAUGGGAACCACAGGCUGGAGGCUGGGCUGGAGAGCCAGCACCAAACCAGGGAACAGCUGGGUGCCCUCCCUCAGCAGUGGCUGGGCCAGCUGGAGCACAUGCCAGCAGAAGCGGCCAGAAUCCUUGACAUCUCCAGGGCAGUAACACAGCUCAGCAGCCUGGUCAUUGAUCUGGAGAGGACGGCCAAGGAAUUAGACACCAACACACUGAAGAAUGCUGGUGACUUACUGAACAGGAGUGCUCCACAGAAAUUAGAGGUUAUUUAUCCCCAGUUGGAGAAAGGAGUCAGUGAAUUGCUUCUUCAGCCCCCUCAGAAGCUCUGACCUGUUCAUCCCUGGGACACCUCACUUCAGGCUCACCUCAGCCUCCUCUCUCUCCUUCCUCCAACCUGUCCAGGCCCCCACUGGGUCUACCCAGUGCAUCUUUGGGCCUGCCAGCUCCUGAACAUGUCACCAUUUCUUCAUGUCCACAGUCAUCACCUGAUGCCUGACCCUCUGACUCUUGGAUGAUAGCCAGCCUCCUUCCAGGACAGGCUCAUGCUUGGGGCUGCCACUGUGGAGGUCGGGGCCCAUGGUCUCCGGGAGCAUUUGUGAAAUCUCCAUUUUGCCUGUAAACUGAUGGUAGUGCCCAUCUCUCACAAUCUCAUUAAAAUAGGAUCCUCCAGGCCUCUGAAUGGCCCGAGCUCAUCAGCAGUGACACCACCUCACAUGUGGAGCCCAGCUGAGUUCCUGCAGUACUUGUUGUCUGUACCACUCACCUGGCACUUAUUUAUUAUUGUUGUGGAAGACAGACUCAAAAACAGCCUCCCUUCGUGAUCCUCACCUCUUGGAAUUCAUGCCCUUGUUUGGUCCCCUCCCCUUGAGUGUAAGUGGGAUCUGUGACUUGCUUCUAAUCAAUGGAAUAAGGCAAAGGUGAUAGGGUGUCACUCUGGCAACUGUGUUGCAUUGUAUAGAACUCCUCCUUGCUGGCCCACCCUUUUAGAGCCCCUCCUAGGAGCCAAGAGCAGCUUCCAGCCAACAACAAGCAGAGGCCCUCAGCCUUGUGGCUGCAAGAACCUGAAUUCUGCCAACAACCUGAGUGAGCUUGGAAGCAGAUUCUCCCCCAACUGAGCCGGAUAAGAACCUAGUCCAGCCAACACCUUGAUUAUAGUCUUGUGAGUACCUAAGCUGAGGACCCAGUGAAGCUGUGCCAAAAUUUCCCACCCACAGAAACGGUGUGACAAUAAAUGUGUGUGUUUUU
Molecule: messenger RNA, 2047 nt
Organism: Gorilla gorilla gorilla (western lowland gorilla)
Lineage: Eukaryota; Metazoa; Chordata; Mammalia; Primates; Hominidae
Gene: TRIM40
Product: tripartite motif containing 40
Exons: 6
Coding region: 355-1131 (258 amino acids)
Molecular function (GO): zinc ion binding
Source: RefSeq, a predicted model, not a curated record